Clupea harengus (Atlantic herring) is the source of this 2117-nucleotide messenger RNA. RefSeq names its product RAB21, member RAS oncogene family (gene rab21). Gene Ontology annotation, biological process: Rab protein signal transduction. Lineage: Eukaryota; Metazoa; Chordata; Actinopteri; Clupeiformes; Clupeidae. Gene Ontology annotation, molecular function: GTPase activity; GTP binding. The record is from RefSeq and is a predicted model, not a curated record.
CCCUGGUCCAUGACGUAGAGGAAGGAGACGCCAUUAGGCAGGGUACGAGGCUAGGCUACAGAGAGGGUGGAGGAAGUCAAUCAGGUUCAGUGUGAACGACCGUCGUUUUUUUUUCUUUACCUAGGGGACCCGUGCCCCCAUUUCCCCCCUCUAUCAAUCUGCCCAAACCUUUCUCUAAUGUGACUGGAGCAAGGCGUUUAUAUUGGGCUCGUUUUAUUUCUUACUGAAGAAGGAUUUCUUCACCAUGGCGGCUGGCGGAGCGGGAGGCAAUAAUAAAACAUACUCUUUCAAGGUGGUUUUGUUAGGAGAAGGCUGUGUUGGCAAGACGUCACUCGUAUUACGAUAUUGUGAAAAUAAAUUCAACGACAAACACAUCACCACUCUCCAGGCGUCCUUCCUUACAAAGAAACUUAACAUCACAGGGAAGAGAGUCAAUCUUGCAAUCUGGGACACAGCCGGUCAGGAGAGGUUCCACGCACUAGGACCCAUCUACUACAGAGACUCCAAUGGAGCCAUAUUAGUAUACGACAUCACAGAUGAGGACUCCUUUCAGAAGGUGAAGAACUGGGUGAAAGAAUUAAGGAAAAUGCUGGGGAAUGAAAUUUGUUUAUGUAUAGUGGGUAACAAAACAGACCUGGAAAAAGAGAGGCACGUGUCCUUGGAAGAGGCAGAGGGGUAUUCAGAGUCAGUGGGAGCCAAACACUAUCACACGUCAGCCAAGUUAAAUAAAGGCAUCGAAGAACUGUUUCUCGACCUUUGUAAAAGAAUGAUGGACACGGCUCAAGCGGAAGAGCGGGCCAAGGGCAAUGGGGCGAGCCAGUCGGGGAACGCGCGGAGAGGUGUGCAGAUUGUUGAUGACGACCCACAAGCAGCCACGCCAGCAGGAGGUUGCUGCUCAUCCGGCUAACCCCUACCGUCCCAAGCCACCCAUCUCACCCCUCUCCCCCCAACCCCCCAACCCCGUCCCAAAAACAGCCCCAGGACUGAUUUACCCCCUAGCCCCAAUUGCCCCUUACCAUGAAGACUGCAGCUGUCUGUGCGGCCUAGCCUCACCCAGCACCCCAGAAACACACACCUGGAGAAACAACCAAGCUUCAGCUUUUUCAGGCCCCAUCUACACACACACACACACACACACACACACACACACACACACACACACACACACACAAAUAAACAAAAUGCUGCAGGAUGUACACCUGAAGACUGACAAACACAUACGCACACAAGGAAGUAGAAAGAGAAGAGUGAGCAAGUGAAACGGUUGACAGGAAAAACCGAGAGAGAAAGAGUGAGAUAGAAGAGAAAGAAAGAAAGGAUGUAUGUAUGAUUUUUUUUUUGCGAAAGAGCAGACCGAGUAAAGUUGGUUCACUCCUAACAGGAAGACCAUUGUCAUACUUUACAAACACACAUGCAGACGCAUACACACACACACAUACAUGCAUAUAUCCACACACGUGCACAGAAACGCUGUUUAGUACAGUUUGUAUGAGGCUUUUUUUUUUUUCCUUUGGCAAGGGUGAACAUCAUGCAUGUUGGAUUGAUUUUUGUGUACAAGGCUUAAUUGGUUUUACUUUUAAAACUACCAACAACAACAACAAAAAAAAGAUCUUUAUUAUUUAAUAACUUAUGUACCAAUUCUUCAUGUCUGAGAACUAUGUACUUGUGGUCUUAAGUGAGCGCUUCAGAUUCUUCUUCAGUCUUUGCUCUGUUUUCUUCUCUCUCUCUUUGUUUCUUUUGGUUCUUUAUUUUGGGGUGGAUUAUGGCUUCUUGUAGGUGAUUGCACUGAUCCAUCAAUGCUUCUGUUAUACUGAACCCCCUUGGUUGCCAGAAUGUGUAUGUAAAAUUACCACAGCAACAACAACCGAGAAGAAAAAAAAAAAGAAAAAAAAGACUUGUACAAUACAUAUUGAAUAUUUUAUCUGCUUUUACAAGCUUUGGGAAAACAUUACACAGGUGUAGACAAAUGUACAUUAGUCUUGUUAAUGAUUGUAAAAUGGAGAAAAAUAACAAUUGUGGGUGAAAGCACACUUUUUGGAAUUGUAAUUUUUUAACUGCUAGUGUCAAGUGUUUCUUUUCUUUUUUUUGUUAUAGAACAAUUAUAACAAUUUAUAAUG